Aplysia californica (California sea hare) is the source of this 1538-nucleotide messenger RNA. RefSeq lists its product as uncharacterized. The record is from RefSeq and is a predicted model, not a curated record. Lineage: Eukaryota; Metazoa; Mollusca; Gastropoda; Aplysiida; Aplysiidae.
GCUAGAUAUUAUUGUAUGCCCCAUCUGCUUUGGCUCCGAUCUAUCCCUUGAUGCGUCAAGCGACAUCGGUAUGGCUUGUCGUUUUACUGUGGAAUGCAAUACAUGCCAGAAACCAGUCUGGUCAAAGUGCACUUCGCCGAAAUCAACACGUCGACACGACAUCAACGUCCGUGCGGUCGUAGCCUCUAAGGAGUGCGGUGUGCCGCUGAGCACCAUGAAGACGAUGUUCAGCAUCAUGAACAUGCCCAACGUCAUGCACCACAAGACGUUCUAUGAAAUCGGCCUAGAAGUGAGAGAGGCUGCCAUCGGUGCUGCAGAGGAAGUUAUGUCGGCUUCUGCCCGAGUCAUCAAAGAACGUCAUCAAUCCAACGUGUACACAACUGAACGAUCAAGUCCGUCUGGCGUUCAGGUUGUCAACGUUUCCUACGACGGCACGUGGCACAAGCGAGGUCACUCGUCACACUAUGGAGUAGGUGUGGCGAUUGAUGUGGACAGUGGGUAUGUACUGGACACAUAUACAGUAUCUAAUUUCUGCACAGGGUGUACUCGUGCGCCAGAUCCCGACUCCCCACAGUACUUGUCCUGGUUCGAACGGCACAAACCUUUGUGUAACAAAAAUUUUGAAGGCUCCUCUAACGCAAUGGAGACUAGAGCAGCUGAGGUGAUCUUCAGUCGGUCAAUUGAGUGCCGUGGGCUGAUAUAUGGCACUAUGUUGUGUGAUGGUGACAGCAAGGCACUGACACGUGUCAACGACCUUGGUGUCUACGACAUUCCGGUGCAGAAGGAAGACUGCGUAAAUCAUAUAGCCAAACGCAUCUACAAUCAGUUAGAACAGGUUAAAAAAGACAACAAGCAGAAGCUCAACAGGAAACUGACCGCUGCCAAAAUAAAAAAAAUCACAAACACUUACGCCACGAAUCUGAGACAGAAUGCCCCUGAUAUUCAGAAGAUGAAGUUGGGUGUUAUGGGUGGCCUGUUCCACAUGAUGUCCACGGACAGCGCCCCGAACCAUCGUUUGUGCCCAGAGGGUGAAACAUCAUGGUGCAAGCACAACCGUGCCCUCGCCAAGGGUGAACAGCCCCCUCCCCACAACCCAACCUUAUCACCUGAUAUAGGGACUUACGUAUUCCCCAUUUUCAAGAGGCUGACUGACCCAGCACUCCUCUCUAGGUGUGUCAGAAUGUCUACGCAGAACCCAAAUGAAUGUUUUAAUUCGACAAUUUGGAGACGUUGCCCCAAGGUGCUUUUCGCCCACCUCCCAACCAUUGAAACAGCUGUGGCGUUAAGUGUAAUUUCGUUUAACAUGGGACCUACAGGACUAUACAAAGUCUUCGAAAGACUCGGCCUGACCUGGGGAGCUGUGACAAAUUCGCAUGCCAUUGGAGUAGCAGAGACAAGAAUUCGUCACUCCAAGAGGAAAGGAAAGAACAUUUCGAAGUGGAAACGAAAGCACCUUCAACAGAACCACCUCAACGAGAAGGACAAGAGAGAGGAAAGGGAGGGUGUCACCUACUCUUCAGGGGCUUUCAACUGUUAAG